Messenger RNA from Thlaspi arvense, 780 nucleotides. The record is from the annotation of a GenBank genome assembly. NCBI's taxonomy places the organism in Eukaryota, Viridiplantae, Streptophyta, Magnoliopsida, Brassicales, Brassicaceae.
AUGCCACAACACCUACGAACGCCGCCUCGGCAAUCCCUUCUUAAUGGAAGCCGCCUGAACAUUCAAGAUGUGAUCCCACCAGAACAGCAGGCUCACAACAUUGCAUCCCACUCCAUCCCAGCUGACUUGGAAUGUCUCAGUGACUCCUCCCCACCACCACAACCUGAAAAACAUAUCCCCUCACCCCUAGAGAUUCAGCUGGCUUCUAUCCAACACAACACAAACACAAACUUUGACUUCGUUAACAAAUUCUUCCUUGCACUAGCCAAAAGCCGAGGAUGGGUGGACACUAAGCACAUAGAGGUUCUUAUGUGGAGUCUAGGAAAGAAACACUCCCUCGUCGUCCACCAAGAGCAAGCUGAUUUUGUCUCCCCAUGGCUUCUAAGCCACCUUGAAGCCAAGUCUCGGAGUUUUAAAAAAGCAAUCAACAAGGACCUACACCGUUUUGAUGACCAACUGUGGCAAUUCGUCCUCGCACCGAGAAGAUCGUGGCUACUUGACGUUCAGACUAUCUACGCCCCAAUGAACUUACAAGACAGGCACUGGGUCGGCUUGGCCAUACAUCUCCAAACAAAACUCAUCCAGGGCUACUACACCAACUUCCAGGGCGGAGAUUGCGGACCAGUGGCUGCAAAAUUCAUGGAGUUGCAUGUCAACACCGUCUCAGAUCAGCGACUGUGGUGCUUCACGGACAAGAUGGUCGACGAUUUCCGCAAGCAAUGGGCGAUGGACAUUUACAAAGAUGUUGUUAUCCCGCUUUACUUUCCGCCGCCGCAGUAG